AUGUCCAACGGUCAAUCUGCUUCUGAAAUCACUACUGCUACUGCAACCACCCAAUUCAAACUUAAGGCUGGUCUUGCCCAAAUGCUUAAGGGUUGUGUCGUCAAUGCUGAACAAGCUAAAAUCGCAGAAGCCGCUGGUGCUGUCGCCGUCAUGGCUCUCGAAAGAGUCCCCGCUGAUAUCCGUGCUGAGGGUGGAGUUGCCCGCAUGUCGGACCCAAAGCUCAUUCAAGAAAUCAUUGACGCUGUUUCUAUUCCAGUCAUGGCAAAGUGCCGUAUCGGCCACUUUGUUGAGGCCCAAAUUCUUGAGGCUCUUAAGGUCGAUUACAUUGAUGAGUCUGAGGUCUUGACCCCUGCCGAUAAUGUUCACCAUAUUUCCAAGUCUCCCUUUUCCGUUCCCUUUGUCUGUGGUGCUCGCAACCUCGGUGAAGCUCUGCGCCGCAUUGCUGAGGGUGCAGCCAUGAUCCGUACCAAGGGUGAGGCCGGUACUGGCGACGUAUCUCAGGCUGUAUUUCACAUGCGUACUAUUUCGCAAGAUAUUCGUCGUGCUCAGGGUAUGCGCGAUGAAGAAUUGGCUGUCUAUGCUAAGGAACUGGCUGCUCCACUUGAUUUACUCCACGAAACUGCAAGACUCGGACGUUUGCCCGUGGUUAACUUUGCAGCUGGUGGAGUUGCUACACCAGCAGAUGCUGCUUUAUGCAUGCAACUUGGUUGUGAUGGUGUAUUUGUUGGCUCUGGUGUUUUUAAGGGUGCCAAUCCUGAGAAGCGUGCGCGUGCCAUUGUGCAAGCCGUAACUCAUUUCCAAGAUGCUAAGACUUUGGCUGAGGUUUCUACUGAUUUGGGACCAGCCAUGGUUGGACGCACUUUUGAUAGUUUGAAGGAGGAAGAAAAGUUGGCCAAGAGAGGUUGGUAA
Messenger RNA from Magnusiomyces paraingens, 909 nucleotides. RefSeq lists its product as uncharacterized. Gene Ontology annotation, biological process: pyridoxal 5'-phosphate biosynthetic process; pyridoxine biosynthetic process; amino acid metabolic process. Gene Ontology annotation, molecular function: amine-lyase activity. Lineage: Eukaryota; Fungi; Ascomycota; Dipodascomycetes; Dipodascales; Dipodascaceae. The transcript is spliced from 4 exons. The record is from RefSeq and is a predicted model, not a curated record. Bases 1 to 909 code for a protein of 302 amino acids.